This is a messenger RNA of Trichomycterus rosablanca, 2124 nucleotides long. Its product is annotated as zinc finger protein 850-like. Gene Ontology annotation, cellular component: nucleus. The annotation marks the transcript as partial. The transcript is spliced from 4 exons. Gene Ontology annotation, biological process: regulation of transcription by RNA polymerase II. Gene Ontology annotation, molecular function: RNA polymerase II cis-regulatory region sequence-specific DNA binding; DNA-binding transcription activator activity, RNA polymerase II-specific. Lineage: Eukaryota; Metazoa; Chordata; Actinopteri; Siluriformes; Trichomycteridae. The record is from RefSeq and is a predicted model, not a curated record.
ACCCAAAAUCAGCUCCACAAUCACAUCAAGAGCUGCAACCAUGAUAAAUAUGAGACUCUGGUGAAGAUUAAGACUGAACAUGAGGAUCUGACGCCCACCAGAAGCUCCAGUAAUCAGCAAACGUCCUCUGGUACUGUCAGCAUUAACACCUCCCUCAGUCCCACACAGGAAGAAGGAAACGUCUGCUCACAGUGUGGGAAGAGCUUCAGAUUCCAGAGUGCUCUCAAAAUACACCAGCGCAUUCACAUAGGAGAGAAACCGUAUCAGUGCUCACAGUGUGAAAAGAGUUUUAAUCAUAAGAGUGCUCUUAAAAUACACCAGCGCAUUCACACUGGAGAGAAACCAUAUCAGUGCUCACAGUGUGGGAAGAGUUUUAUUACACAGAGUCAUCUCAAAAUACACCAGCGCAUUCACACUGGAGAGAAACCGUAUCAUUGCUCACAGUGUGGGAAGAGUUUUAUUACACAGAGUCAUCUCAAAAUACACCAGCGCAUUCACACUGGAGAGAAACCGUAUCAUUGCUCACAGUGUGGGAAGAGUUUUAUUACACAGAGUCAUCUCAAAAUACACCAGCGCAUUCACACUGGAGAGAAACCGUAUCAGUGCUCACAGUGUGAGAAGAAUUUUUAUUGUCAGAGUCAUUUAAAAAAACACCAGCGCAUUCACACUGGGGAGAAACCGUAUCAGUGCUCACAGUGUGGAAAGAGUUUUAAUAUACAGGGUAAUCUUAAAGUACACCAGCGCAUUCACACUGGAGAAAAACCAUAUCAGUGCUCACAGUGUGGAAAGAGUUUUAAUAUACAGGGUAAUCUUAAACUCCACCAGCGCAUUCACACUGGAGAGAAACCGUAUCAGUGCUCACAGUGUGAGAAGAGCUUUACUGGACAGAGUGAUCUGAAAAAACACCAGCGCAUUCACACAGGAGAGAAGCCAUUUCAGUGUUCAGAGUGUGAAAAGAGUUUUACUCAAAGCAGUAACCUUAAAGUACACCAGCGUGUUCACACAGGAGAGAAGCCGUAUCACUGCUCGGAGUGUGGAAAAAGUUUUAGUCAACGAUGUACACUCCAACAACACCAGCGAAUUCACACAGGAGAGAAGCCGUAUCACUGCUCAGAGUGUGGAAAGAGUUUUAUUCGAAGUAGUGACCUUAAAGUACACCAGCGUGUUCACACUGGAGAGAAGCCAUAUCACUGCUCAGAGUGUGGAAAGAGUUUUGCUCAACAUGUUAACCUAAAAAAACACCAGCGUAUUCACACAGGAGAGAAACCGUAUAACUGCUCUGAGUGUGGAAAGAGUUUUGCUCAACAGGGUACCCUUCAAAAACACCAGCGUGUUCACACAGGAGAGAAACCAUAUUACUGCUCAGAGUGUGGAAACAAUUUUGCUGAACAUGGUAGCCUUCAAAACCACCAGCGUAUUCACACAGGAGAGAAACCAUAUCACUGCACCGAGUGUGGAAAGAGUUUUACUCAAAGUAGUGCCCUUAAAGUACACCAGCGUAUUCACACAGGAGAGAAACCGUAUUACUGCUCAAACUUUCAUCACUGCUCAGAGUGUGGGAAGAGUUUUACUAUGCAGAGUCAUCUCCAACGACACCAGCGCAUUCACACAGGAGAGAAACCAUAUCACUGCUCAGAGUGUGGAAAAAGUUUUACUCAACAAUGUAAACUCCAACAACACCAGCGUAUUCAUACAGGAGAGAAGCCAUAUCACUGCUCAGAGUGUGGGAAGAGUUUUUCUCGUCAGAAUAUGCUCCAAAAACACCAGCGCAUUCACACAGGAGAGAAGCCAUAUCAGUGUUCAGUGGCCAAGUGUGAAAAGAGUUUUACUCAACAGGGUAACCUUCAAAAACACCAGCGUAUUCACACAGGAGAGAAACCUUAUCACUGCUCAGAGUGUGGAAAGAGUUUUGCUCAACAGGGUACCCUUCAAAGCCACCAGCGUAUUCACACAGGAGAGAAACCACAUCACUGCUCAGAGUGUGGAAAGAGUUUUACUCAAAGUAGUGCCCUUAAAGUACAUCAGCGUGUUCACACAGGAGAGAAGCCCUAUCACUGCUCAGAGUGUGGAAACAGUUUUGCUGAACAUGGUACCCUUCAAAAACACCAGCGUAUUCACACAGGA